This is a messenger RNA of Desarmillaria tabescens, 1551 nucleotides long. Its product is annotated as MFS general substrate transporter. NCBI's taxonomy places the organism in Eukaryota, Fungi, Basidiomycota, Agaricomycetes, Agaricales, Physalacriaceae. The record is from RefSeq and is a predicted model, not a curated record. Gene Ontology annotation, molecular function: transmembrane transporter activity. The transcript has 13 exons. Gene Ontology annotation, biological process: transmembrane transport. Gene Ontology annotation, cellular component: membrane. Bases 1 to 1551 code for a protein of 516 amino acids.
AUGAUCAUCGAUUCAGACGAAAGGACCAUUUUUAGUCACGACAAAAGGGAGGAAACCACUGAAGAUGUUUACAGCCAAGGUACUAUUGACCCGAUCUAUCAGCGCAAGGCCCACAUCCUCAACGAUGCGAUUCAGGAUAUUGGGAUGGGGAGAUAUCAGUGGGCUUUAUUCGUAGUUACAGGCUUUGGCUGGCUUGCAGACAAUUUAUGGCCGAUUGUAACUGGACUCAUACUACCCCCAGUCGUACAAGAAUUUCAAUUCCAAGGACCUUUCCUCAAACUUGGGCAGAAUAUUGGUCUCCUCGUUGGCGCGGUAUUCUGGGGUGUAGGGUCCGACAUUUGGGGACGCAGAAUUUCCUUCAACAUUACUCUCCUGAUCACGGGCAUUUUUGCGCUUGCAGCAGGAGGUUCACCAAAUUACGUUGCUUUGUCUUCGUUCGCUGCAGUAUGGUCUAUCGGCGUCGGAGGUAAUCUUCCUGUCGAUUCCGCAAUAUUUUUGGAAUUUCUCCCAAAGUCGCACCAGUACCUGCUUACUGUCCUUUCUAUAUGGUGGGCGUUUGGUCAGCUGCUGGGAAGCUUGGUCGCCUGGCCUCUGAUUGGUAACUAUUCAUGCGAGACCAACCAGGUUCCCUGUCCGCGUUCGGCAAACCAAGGAUGGCGAUAUUUCCUGUUCGCGAUGGGGGGAUUGAUGAUGUUGCUUUGGGGCUACCGAUUUUUCGUCUUCAAGCUCUACGAGAGUCCCAAGUACCUGAUGGGUAGGGGAAGAGACGCUGAGGCUGUAGAGACCGUACAUAAGGUUGCUAGGUAUAACGGGAAAGAAAGCACCUUGACGGUUGAAGAUCUGAGAAAGGCAGGCGAGGAGAAAGAGAAAGAGAAACCUGUGGCUAUGGAUACUUCUGUGAAGGCAGCAGUUCGAAGGAACUUGAGUGAGCUCAGCGGGGAUCAUGUUCGUCCGUUAUUUUCCAGUGCAAAACUGGCCUGGUCGACUAGUCUGAUCAUCAUCCUAUGGGCGCUUAUUGGACUCGCCUUUCCUCUGUACAACGCCUUCGUUACCUAUUAUUUAUCAACACGAGGCGCUGAUUUCGGUGAUGGCUCCGUGUACAUCACCUAUCGCAACCAAACCAUCUUAAGCGUAAUCGGAGUUCCUGGGGCAUUAUUAGCAGGAUACCUCGUUGAGCUCCCUUUGCUCGGCCGUCGUGGUACCUUGUCGAUAUCAACAGUCCUUACCGGCGUGUUCAUCCUCGCAUCGACCACCGCACGGACCUCUGACGCCUUGCUCGGAUGGAAUUGUGCGUAUAGUUUUACGAGCAACGUAAUGUAUGGCGUCCUCUACGCCCUUACACCCGAGUUGUUCCCUACCAAGGAUCGCGGUACGGGGAAUGCACUUGCAGCUGCUGCCAAUAGGGUUUUCGGAGUUAUGGCCCCGAUUAUCGCUUUGUAUGCGGAUUUGACGACUUCUGUACCGAUGUUUGUUUCGGGAGCGCUGUUUCUGGUGGCGGGAGUUAUAUCGCUGCUGUUACCGUUUGAGUCGAGGGGAAAGGCAGCUUUGUGA